AUGGCGUACGCCAAUUCCACUAGCAGCGUCGCAGAGACCACCGCCUGCUUUACGACCACCAUCUUCACCACCACGACGGUGACGGUGACGGGCCAUCCGGGCGCGUCCUCUUCUCCGCCCCCGGCGCCCCCGAUCCUUUCUUCCUCGUCUGUGGUGUCCAAGUCGUCCUCGGUCUCGUUGAUCCCGGAGCCCCUUAGGCCCAGCUCCGCUCCGUCCGUCCCCAACGUGACCGUCACGCACCAGCCAACCCCGCCGCCAGUGACCUUCACCUUGACCUCUGAGUCUGCCCCGUACCCGACCGCCAACGCCACCACGCCCGCCACCGGCUCCGUCACGGCGCCGCACUCGUCUGGCACAGGUGUCACCACGGGUACUUCGACGGCUCCUAUCCCGCCACAAUUCACCAGCGGUCAAGGCAAGAUCGCCAUCAACGGUCUCGCUCUGGCCAUGGUGGCUGUCGGCGGCGCCUUCCUCUCCUUGUAG
Molecule: messenger RNA, 483 nt
Organism: Didymosphaeria variabile
Lineage: Eukaryota; Fungi; Ascomycota; Dothideomycetes; Pleosporales; Didymosphaeriaceae
Exons: 4
Coding region: 1-483 (160 amino acids)
Source: RefSeq, a predicted model, not a curated record